AUGGAACUUCCAUUAUCUUGUAUCGAACGUAGAGUUCAAAAGAUAAAGAAAAACAUAUUCUCAUCGAAUUUUGAUAUCUAUUCUUUUGUAUGUUUUUCUAGUUACGACACUGCAUGGUUAGCAAUGAUUCCUGAUUCAAAAUAUCCUUCACAACCUAUGUUCAAGAAUUAUUUAGAAUGGUUAAUCAAGAAUCAAAAAGCAGAAGGGUUUUGGGGAGAGAGUGACACCAUUGAAUGCCUUCCAGCAACUAUUGUUUCAAUGGUUGCACUUACAAAGUGGAACACUGGCACAUUAAUGAUAGAGAAAGGACGUUUAUUUAUAGAUGCAAAUAUUGAUAAGCUGCUAAAUGAAGUGAAAGAAGAUUGUCCUCGGUGGCUAGCUAUUGUUCUCCCAUCAAUGAUUGAACUUGCUGAUCUAGUUGGUUUACAUUUCCUCUUCCCACAGUCAUCAAGGGACACCAUUUCAUUUAUUAUUAACCGUCGCAAAUGCUUUCUUAACAAGGAAAAAGUUGAUCGGAAUUUUCAUAGUUACCCUCCAUUACUGUCAUAUCUUGAAGCUCUGCCUCCAACAUAUAUUAAUGAAAAAGAUAUAUGUAAAAAUUUGAGUGAAGAUGGUUCGUUGUUUCAAUCUCCCUCGGCCACCGCAAAAGCAUUCAUGGAUUAUGGAAACAAAAAAUGCCUAGCAUAUUUACGCUCCUUGUCUCAAAGAUGUCCAAAAGCAGUUCCACAAUCAUAUCCAAUGGAUGAGGACCAUAUAAAGCUAUGCAUUACUAACCAAUUACAUAGGUUUGGAUUGGCACAGUACUUUGUAAGAGAGAUUGAAGUGCUUUUGACACAAGUUUAUAGGAAAUAUAACAAGGAGAAAGAUUCACGGGUGAAAGCAUCGAAUAUGAGUGCUUUGCAGCUUCAGAAAGAUGCUCUAGCGUUUGAGUUCUUACGGACACAUGGAUUCAAAGUAUCACCAUUAUACUUUUGUUGGUUUCUAAAUCAUGAAGAACUUAAAGCUGAGAUUGAGAGAGAUUACGAGCACUUCUCGAAUGCAAUGCUUCACGUCUUCAGAGCCUCGAACUUAAUGUUCUGUGGAGAAUAUGAACUCGAGGAAGCUAGAACUUUUUCUAGGAAAAUACUUGAGAAAACAGUUUCAACAGGAAAAGGAGGCUUAUUUCAACGGAUAGAGCACGAGUUGAGUUUUCCAUGGUUUGCUCGGUUGGAUCAUUUAGAGCAUAGAGGGUGGAUACAAGAAACUGAAGCUAAUGUUUUAUGGAAAGGAAACACAUCAUACAACAGGGUAUCAGGUCUUUAUAACGAUGAAUUGCUACAACUUGCAACUCUAAACUUUGAGUUUAAGCAAUUGAUAUACAAAAAUGAGCUUACGGAGAUUAAGAGGUGGGUUGAAAAGUGUGGUAUGAGUAAUAUGGGAUUUGGCAGAGAAAAAAGCACUUAUUGUUACUUUGCUGUUGCUGCUAGUAUAACAUCACUCCCUCAUGAUUCUUACGUACGAAUACUCGUAGCUAAAACUGCAAUUAUAAUCACAGUUGCUGAUGAUUUCUUUGACACUGUUGGUUCUCUCAAUGAACUAGAAAUCCUCACAGAAGCAGUUCAAAGAUGGGAUUCAAGAGGCCUAAGCAGCCACAGCAAAGUUAUAUUUGAUGCACUUGAUGGUCUUGUGAGUGAAGCUUCUAGAAAAUAUCUCCAACAAGAAGGAACUUCUGAUGAUAUCUCAAGCAACUUUAAAGAUCUAUGGUACGAGACUUUCCUGUCAUGGCUCAUAGAAGCAAACUGGAGCAGAAAUGGACACAAACCAUCUAUUGAUUGUUACCUCGAAACAGGCAUGACUUCAGUUGGUGCAUCUCUCAUGGUGCUUUCAUCUUCAUGUUUUGUGAAACCAACCAAGAAACUUAGGCUAACACCAUAUGAACCAUUAACGAAACUAUUAAUGGUCAUUUCUCGUUUAUUAAAUGAUGUCGAGAGUUAUCAGAGGGAAAAGGAAGAAGGGAAACUGAAUUAUGUUUUGGUCAAGAUGAUGGAGAAUCCUGAAUUUGAAAUAGAAGAUUCAAUUGGUUUUGUGAGAGAAAUAGUUGAGAAAAAGAAGAAAGAGUUUCUUGAACUUGUUCUAAUUGAUGGAUCAAGUGAUUUUUCUAAGCCUAGCAAACAACUUCAUCUAUCAUGCUUGAAAGUUUUUCAGAUGUUUUUCAACUCUAGAAACAGUUUUGACUCAAAUACAGAUUUGGUGGAAGAUAUAAACAAAGCUAUAUAUCUUCCUUUAAAGUGUGUCUCACCUAAAACAUUCCCAAAGAAACAUAUUAUCGGAAAACAUCAUAUCUGUUUCCCAUUCAAACAUAAUAGUAGGACAAAUUUCACCAGAAUGAGGUUGACGACACCUAAAGUUGGGCUUGGAUUCAUUUAA
Molecule: messenger RNA, 2406 nt
Organism: Vicia faba (fava bean)
Lineage: Eukaryota; Viridiplantae; Streptophyta; Magnoliopsida; Fabales; Fabaceae
Source: the annotation of a GenBank genome assembly